This is a messenger RNA of Cooperia oncophora, 225 nucleotides long. The record is from the annotation of a GenBank genome assembly. NCBI's taxonomy places the organism in Eukaryota, Metazoa, Nematoda, Chromadorea, Rhabditida, Trichostrongylidae.
AUGGAGACAAAAACGUACAGUGAAGUGUUGUGUAAUUUUCUGCUGGGCUUGCACGCGUACAGAGGUAGCCCCGACUAUGUAUCCAGUGACUCGAUUGAAAAGGAGUUCAAUGGAGUGAUGAAAGAGAUCCCUAUCAAUAAUUUUGAUGAAAAUUCUUACGACAAAUUCCUUCCUGAAUAUUUACAAAUUACGAAUAGAAAGAACGAUUCGUACAGCGAAAUAUGA